AUGGAAAGAACCAUUAGUCGUUCUAGUUCUCGCUUGUCUCAUUUGAAAUCCAUCAUGAAACUCCACGACAACCAUUCGGCGGAAACUACUAGCAUGGAAACGACAAUGGUGGCUUCUCCUGGUUUAUCGUACCUCAUGGAGGUUUACGUCGGCACACCGCCAGUCAAACAAAUGAUGUACGUGGACAUGGGGUCUAGCGUGUCAUGGAUUCAGUGCCUUCCAUGUGAGGAUUGUUUCCAUCAAGCUCUACCCAUAUUUAAUCCUUAUGCGUCAGCAUCAUCUCAAAUGUUGCUAGAUUAUGAGCAUGAGUGUAUGUUAUUAGAAGACAACCGUGAUUUAACUAAAUCAAAUGGAGUAUGUAACUAUGCUCUAACUUUCGGUGGCAAUUCAUAUACCCAUGGGGUACUAUUUAAGGAAACUUAUACACUUGGGCCCAGUUCCAUCACUCACGUUGCUCUAGGGUGCGGGCAUAACAAUUUUGGGAUAGUUGAGGAACAGUGCACCGGUAUAAUUGGGCUUGGAGAUAGUCCUCUCUCAUUCAUUGGUCAGACUGAUGAUUUUCUUCAUGGAAGGUUUACAUACUGCCUAGUAUCUGAUCAAUUCGGUUCAAACCCAGAUGCAAGGACUAGUAAGAUUAGCUUUGGACAUAGUCCGGAAGGGACUAUUUCCACCUCGUUGUGGAAGAUGCAAUACAAACCAAACUAUUAUAUCAUAUUGAAAUCAAUCAUCAUUGGAGAUACAGUAAUUCAAAUGCGAGGAGGACAAACCGCUAAAUUCAUGUUGGACACAGGCUCUACUCUAAGCUAUUUUCCCAGCUACGCGUAUCACAAAUUGGUGUUUGCAUUAAGACAAAAGAUUGGUAAAAGAGCAUUAAAUGUUCGUAAUGAACUUUGCUAUGAAAUUAACACCAGUAUCCCUAUAAUCACCCUCCAAUUUGAAGAUGGCGCUGAAUUAGAUUUGUCAAAGAAGAACACUUUUAUUAUAUACGACGAAAAUAAGGUGUGUCUGGCAAUAAAACGAGAUAAUGCUUUAUCCAUAUUGGGGAACCGAGCACAAAUAGACUUCUCAAUUGGAAUUGAUAUUCACCGUCGGAUGGUCUCUUUUGAUCCAACUGAUUGUUCAACCCAUGUAAUGCCAUAG
This is a messenger RNA of Impatiens glandulifera, 1140 nucleotides long. RefSeq names its product aspartic proteinase CDR1-like. Bases 1 to 1140 code for a protein of 379 amino acids. Gene Ontology annotation, biological process: proteolysis. Gene Ontology annotation, molecular function: aspartic-type endopeptidase activity. Gene Ontology annotation, cellular component: extracellular region. The record is from RefSeq and is a predicted model, not a curated record. The transcript has a single exon. Lineage: Eukaryota; Viridiplantae; Streptophyta; Magnoliopsida; Ericales; Balsaminaceae.